ACAUCACGAUGCAGCACUGCCAACCACUGCACCACAGUGCCACUCACCCUCAUAAACCAUGUAAAAUAAUCAGUAAACUACCAGGUUUGUAGUUCAAGCAGGUAAACAUGAUAAUAAUUCCGUUUAAAACUAGUUAUAUCGUUUAAAUGCAAUAUUUUCUCUGUGGCGUUAACAUGUUUCCGUGCUACGAAACAUACGGUAUUUUGUAAUCACGGUUUUUUAUUUAACCCAAUCCGUGACAUCGAAAAGAUAAUAUAUCUACUUGUUGUAGAUUAGUAGUAAUAAACAUAUUGCCUGUUAAUUGGCUGUUUUUAAAGGUAUGUGUGAGGGACACGCCGAAAUGAAUUGUUUGAUCAGGGAAAGAGCAGGAUUGUCUUUACUACGGCUUCAUGACCCUGCACAGAAACACAACCCCCUCAGUUUUUCAGCCUUUUAUCAUGUUAGCUCCUCCUAGCGGAUUAUUUUGAUAUCAUCUGAGGGGAAAAAAUAAUUUACCAGAACAUUGUGCCCUUACCAGAGUGCCCCUUGCCUGGUAAUAUUACAACUUUGUUUUUCGUCCCACUGCCUCGGGGGGGUGAAAGUUACAUUUCACGAAGAAUUUCCUAUGAUUAUUAUUUUUUUAUUCUUUAACGUACUUUUUUUUAAAAAAAAGGACGUCAUUCGUUAACAAGUUCGGUGCGGUUCCUCGACUGAACGAAACAACCGACAUAUCACUAUUACCCACCAUUAAAAAAAAAAAAAAAAAACGAGGUCUGAGAAAUUGAAUAAGAAGUCUUAUCGAACAAAACAACGGACCCGGCGACCCGGAAAAUACCGACGAUAAGGAAAGCGAGCGCUGGCGGGCCGGCGUUUGACCGCGGCCGGGCGGAGGGCUUAAGGAGGGCGCUAGGCCUCGCCGCUCGAGCGAGGGACGGGUCCGACAUGUUGGAAGGCUCCGGCGAGCGAAGCGCCCCGGUGUGCGAGGGCUGCUCUCGUCAAUACACGCUGUCAGAGGAUGAGGUAGUUGGAAACUUACCCCUGGUCCUGGUUUGUGGGCAUGUCUUCUGUUCGUCAUGUCUGUGGUCCCUGGCCAGUAAUGGCGAAGUCAUCGUGUGUCCACAGUGCAAGGCUGAAACUCAGCUGAGUGUUGAUGGGGUCGAAGGUCUUCCAGGAGACAAGAGGAUCAUGGGACUGAUCUAUACCACCGAUAUGAAGAAACAGAAAAGCCAAGCUAAGACUUCAGUCAGUGAAGAACUGCCAGCUUUAGAGAUGUGUUGCCAAUCUGUGCUUUUGAGUGAUGUAAACAAGGAGAAGACUGUAUUGAACUCAGAUACCUUACAAGCACUGGAUGAUGCACUGCUGCUUGCCUCUAAAAAGAUGUCUCAGCUUCAGAGCUUACAUGAGGUUCUUCUGAAUGGUUUUGAGAACCAAGUUGAAAAUGAGAAGGCCAGACUCCUAAAGGAAAUAGAUGAAGCAGUUCACAUGGCAACUACUGCAUUAAACAGAAGAAGAGGAAUAUUAGUGGGAGAGCUGGCGAACAUAAACCAGUAUUUCCCUGCAACUAAAUGUGCUAUCGAAAAAGUGGAAGAGGAGCAAAGGAUUUUGGAACUAGCUGUUCAGAAGGCGAAGCAAGUUCAACAGGUUCCUGCUCUUGGAAGCUACUGUGACGUGGAAAAGGUUGUUGCAACCCUUCAGUCCUGUCUGAGCAGAGAGGAUUAUUUGUCAUGUCUCGGGCAAGCAUCUGGUCUGAGGUCCUGUGUGAAAAUCUUUAGCGUCGCGCCAGAGGAUUCAAGACAGUUGAGCAUCCAAAAGCAAAUGAAGCUCUCUGUGACCCGUCACGGCAACCAAGAACCGCCGUCACAGCUGAAGGACUGUGGGAUGGAGGUGCCUGAACCACCUUCUCAUGAGUCUUUCGGCAGCUCAGAUGUGAUGACCUACAAAAACACGGAGAUUCCAGAAUCAGGAACUGGAGUGAGGUUUCCAAGCGAAAAGUCGGCAAUGCCAAAGAAAACUAAGAAAGCACUGGCAGCAUGUCCCCCUUUAACUUCAAGGAGAGUUUUCCAGGAGUGGGUGUUUGUUACCCAUGUGGUAAACCCCAGCCAUUUCUACGUGAGAAGAGUUGCAGAAACCAAGGCCGCCGCCAGCUUAGCCAAAAAGAUCCGAUUGUUUUGCGAUGAUGAGAAAACCUUCCUGAAUCCCGAUGACGUUCUGGAAGUGGGGACCCUGAUUUUUGUGAAGCUGCAAGAAGAGAAGUGGAGCCGAGCCACUAUUACCGAGCUGGUUCAGAGGUGCAGCGACUGCCAGUCCGUGCCCAGGUGUGCCGUGGCGCACGUCUCUAAACUCCAGGUGUAUUUCACUGACUUUGGCAACACCGAGGAGAUCUCUCUUGCGAGGUCAGAAGACUACCCUGUGGGAGAUGAUUGCUCCAUUCAGGUUGCCAACUUAAAUGAGUGCAUUAGAAAGCCUGAUCUUGCUGUUCAGUCGGAAAUGAGGAGGUGGACUUCGCUGGCAGUGAAGUGUUCACUGAUGAGCAUUGUGCCACAUGACUGGCAGGAGGGCUGGAGGCGGGAGGCGCGGGGGGAGUUCGUGCGCGUCGUGGGGAGCAAGGCCGUGGAGAUGAAGGUGUUCGGAGAGGACGGAGACACGCUGCUGGUGGACCUGCAGAAGUCGCGAAUGGACAGACUGGUCAGUGACAUGCCCAUCUCCCUAAGAGAAUACCUUGUCUUCAUGGAGCUGGCAAGAUUUUACUCUCCAGGUCCUUGGAAUGAAAAAACCUUGAUUUGUGAAAAAAAGUCUGUGCGGUACUGCUUGCCGGUGUACCCUAAGCUAAAUGAGGAGUUCAGCGCGGUAGUGUGCCACAUCGUAACUCCCUCGGACUUCUACGCUAUCCAGUGCAGUCUUGGAAACGUGAAGCCAAUCAAUAGUAUUGACAAGUGGGACGAAGAAUCCACACAGAUGUUUUACCAGCUUGCAGCUGAUCAAUUAGUGUCUGCAAUAGCAACUGGCGUUGUUACCAAAAACCGUAUUCUUCUAGUUGAGUUGUUUGUAGCAGUUGAUGCCGACGAUAAUGUGGAUAUCGGUAAAUAUCUAGUAAUGGAAAACCUGGCGUACUUCAGGAGCAACAGGAUAUUUGAGAGCGGUAAACCGCUGGCUCUUGGAAGUGAGGUCUGGGAUCUUCCAGUUGAAGGGAUUGGAGAAGUCGCAGAGCCAGACCUGCUGGCGGAGGAGCAAGACGGACCAAAGAGCAGUUUGUUGAACCUGGACCUGGAGCUCCCUGACCACUUAAACGACCUCCGAGCACGAGUCUGCCAUGUGACAUCACCAGGAAGCUUUUUCGUACAGCUGUUUCAGACUGACUGUCAGCUUGCCAGGAUCCACGCGACACUGAAGGAGAAGUAUUCCCAUUCCGACAACGUGCUGGUGAAAUGGAAGGAGAACAUGCACUGUGCCAUGCUGAUCAGUGGGGUCUGGGAAAGAGGACAGAUCUGCAGUAUUGAGCCUGGAAAUGUGGCACAGGUGAGACGCUGUGAUUAUGGGAACAAGGUGUCUGUGCCCUUCACUAACCUGAGACCACUCAAACAAGAACUGAUUGGAUGUUUGGCAUUAGAGUGUUCCCUGGAAGGCAUAAGUCCCGCCGGAGAUAGCUGCACCUGGUCUGCCACAGCAUGCGACUUCAUUUCCUACUACUUAACUGGAGCGAUGGCAUUCAUGACCAUAAAGGAGAAUACAACUAAACGGCCAUUGCCAGUAACCCUGUAUUGUUCGAACAAAGCUGGCCAAGACGUCAGUGUUGCAGAUUACCUUGUUGGAGAGGGUCUGGCUUUAAGGGAAAGGAGAUACAUUCCACAUAAAGAAAAGUCGCCAGUGAGUGAACAGCCCAAGAAAAUCUCUUCAGCGGAGGACUGUGUUGCUGCAGAAGCUCAGUGUGCAACCCAACACAGAGCCCCCGAUGUGCCACGGGCCUCUCUACAGACAGCGAAGGCCUGGCCUUACCAGCCCCCUGAUCUCCCUCACUGUGGCUUCACCCAGAUGAUCAUUACCUCUGUUGGGGAUGAUGGAGCGAUCUAUGCAAUGACCAAGCAAGCAGCUUGCGUGUUGAAGAAACUCAAGGAGAGCCUUCAGCAGCACGUGAGGAGCCAGCCGCAGAAGCUGUACAGCUGGAAGCAGGGCGAUGGCUGUGUGGUCGUGGGCUCUGACAUGCUGUGCUACAGAGGGGAGGUCCUGGAAGUGAUCGGUGGGCAUGUGAAGGUCCGGUACGUGGACCAGGGGCUGGUCGAGCACAUCCCGGAUUGCCACCUCGUGCCCGCGGUUCUGCACAGGGACCUGCCACGGCUUUGCAUUCCCUGUCAGCUUCACGGCGUCGCACCUGUCGGGGGUUAUUGGCAGCCUGAUGCUGUUGCUUUAUUAAAAGAAUUACUUCUCCUUAGACAAGUUAAUGUGCAGAUCAUGGAGCGGCCAGCGGAGCCCUGUGGCAGGAUGACCGUGCAGAUUUACUUGGACGCGUUGACGCUGGGCGCGAUCGUGCGGCAUCACCAGCAUGCCCUGCUGUGCCCCUCGGUCACCGAGGCAGAGGGCAAUCUGGUGAAUUCGACUAUUAAUGAAACAGAGGACUGGGAUUUGAACUACGAGGGGCUGGAAGAGGACGGACCUGUGGCCGGGCGAUACACCUACUCAGUGCUGCCACAGGAGGGAGAUGUGUUUCCUGCCGCAGUCAAACACAUCUGCACCCCUGAUGAGAUGUUCCUCCUGCCCUGUGGGGAGGCUCACCGCGCGCCUCCGGACGCUGGAGGAGACCUGGACGAAGCUCUGGACUGCGUCAACGACAGCGCUCACAGCCUGCUGCCGCUCUCCGACUUCGUCUCGGGGGGCCCUUGCUUGGCCGAGUACAGGGACGGCAUGUACUACAGAGCGCAGCUCCUCCAGAUCGAAAGUUUCAACCCCGUGAAGAUCCUCGUGAGGCAUGUCGACUAUGGCUCAGACGAUGUCUUGACCACAGACUGCCUCCGUGAGAUUCCUCUGCAGGUGCUGAGGUUCCCGUGUGAGCUGCUGCAGGUGAAGGUGGCUGGGAUUAAGCCUCCCAGGAAUGAUGGCGAAACUCAGAGACUUCCCUACCGACCAGAGUGGAGCUUGAAAUCCAUGUAUGAGGCGAUCGACCUGCUUCAGGGCAAGCAGCUGACCGCCUACAUUGUGUCAACAAAACCUGCAAUCAAAGCACAUCUAUUUGAUGAAAAUGAAAAAAUGGUUCUGUUGCCACUUGUGGACAAAGGUCUUGCAGAAGCUGAAUAGAAGAGUUGGUGCAGGUAUCAGUGGAAGAUAGUGUCAUUCCUCCAUUCUUUUCAGAAUCUGAAGUGACAGAAGGCUAUUCUUGGAUACCCAGGCAU
This is a messenger RNA of Lepisosteus oculatus (spotted gar), 5360 nucleotides long. NCBI's taxonomy places the organism in Eukaryota, Metazoa, Chordata, Actinopteri, Semionotiformes, Lepisosteidae. The record is from RefSeq and is a predicted model, not a curated record.